AUGGCUCUAGGAGGCUGCUAUGCGUGUAUCAAGUACUUGAUGUUUGCCUUUAAUUUUGUGUAUUGGUUAUCAGGAUGUGCACUCCUUGGUGUUGGAAUAUGGCUGAGAGUAGACGAGAAUGCUGCAGAAUUUAUGCACAAGUCCGACAAAAUAUACAUCAUUCACUCGCUGUCAUAUGGCCUGAUGGCCAUUGGGUGCCUCAUCAUGAUUAUUGGCUUCCUGGGAUGUUGUGGGGCAGUUAGAGAAAGCCAGUGUAUGCUUGCAUCGUUCUUCGUCCUGCUGUUCAUAAUCUUUGCCACCCUGCUGGGUUUUGGCAUUUGGGCAGCUGUGGCCAAAGAAACUUUCAGACAGUUCACUGAAGACAUGCUAAAGGAAGGUGUGGAAAACUAUAAGGAAAAUCCAGGACUCAUGGACUCUGUUCAGAGCUAUUUCAGCUGUUGUGGCUAUAAACUUGGAUUAGUUGACUAUGGUUUGACAGAACCGCCUCAAAGUUGUGAUCUAUUGAAUUCACUCAAGCCUUGCACAGAAGAGGUCUAUGGCUGGUUGGAAAACAGGCUGGUCAUCAUUGCUGGUGUUGCAAUUGGAUUUGCUGUGAAAAUGAUUCUGGGCAUGGUGUUCUCAAUGUUGCUAUGCUGUGCCAUCAGGGAACAGACUGCAUAG
Candidula unifasciata is the source of this 660-nucleotide messenger RNA. Lineage: Eukaryota; Metazoa; Mollusca; Gastropoda; Stylommatophora; Geomitridae. The record is from the annotation of a GenBank genome assembly.